AUGACUGAGCCUACAUCCUACUCAUGUGCCAACUGUAAGGAAAAGGGACAUGCCGCAUGGAGCAGGGAAUGCCCCAUAUUCACUCAGAAAUGGGAAUCCCACAAGAAAAGGAACAAUGAGGCCAAGUACAUCUAUUUCCCAACUGAGGACCCACUGACCUGGGAGCCUGUGCCCAAUGCUUACACAGACUGGACAAACACUCCAGCCCCAAAUCUCACUAACCAUUAUCAACCCCCACAGCAGAAUGAGAGAUACCUGCCACCCCAGCAUAACCACCAAGAAUGGCAUACAGUCGGAAACCAUAAACGACAGAACCAACAACGUGAAAACCCCCAAAACCCGAACAACAUCCCACUAGGCCCCAGAUCCCAAAUGCAAAUCUAG
Suillus plorans is the source of this 384-nucleotide messenger RNA. RefSeq lists its product as uncharacterized. The record is from RefSeq and is a predicted model, not a curated record. Bases 1 to 384 code for a protein of 127 amino acids. NCBI's taxonomy places the organism in Eukaryota, Fungi, Basidiomycota, Agaricomycetes, Boletales, Suillaceae. The transcript has a single exon. Gene Ontology annotation, molecular function: zinc ion binding; nucleic acid binding.